AUGGACAAACGAGGACAAGGUGACCAAGAGAAGGAUCGUCUUCCACGAUGGCGAUUUAGGAAGGAACGCAAGUUGGCUUUACGAAAAGCCCAUCGUCAACGCAUGGCACAAGCACGAGAUCAAAAGAAGGAUCGUCCUGAGGAAGAAGAGCUAGAAGCCCAUUCACACUAUAUACAACAAAAACGACAGUGGGAGGAGCGAGAAAAGAGAUACGAUAUGAUCAACCUUGCCAAGAAGCGUGCUGCAGAAGCCGAGCGAUUAGCAAAAGAAGCAUCCAAGAAAGAAUGGCGGGAUACAUUGCUACGAAUACCUAUGCUUCCACCAUCCAUGCGUGACAAAGACCAGCAAGAUCCUAUACGACAUCGUCCUCAAUUUAUUUCAUCGUCGUCAGAGCGUAGUCAAGACUCCAUUGAAUCUGAAGAGCCGUAUCACUGGCCAUGA
Messenger RNA from Lichtheimia ornata, 441 nucleotides. RefSeq lists its product as uncharacterized. The transcript is spliced from 3 exons. The record is from RefSeq and is a predicted model, not a curated record. Bases 1 to 441 code for a protein of 146 amino acids. Lineage: Eukaryota; Fungi; Mucoromycota; Mucoromycetes; Mucorales; Lichtheimiaceae.